AUGGCGCCUUCAGUGAUUCGCACGUGGAAAAGAAUGCUACGCGAGUUCUCUCAGUUAAGCUAUCCUCUCCUCGAUCCAACCGAGAAGCUCGAGGAAGAAACACUGCCAUGGUAUCAAGUGAUUGGUAAAUUAGGAUACGGUGGAUAUUCCACCGUUUGGCUAUGCAGGGACCUACAACAGCAUGAAUAUGUCACACUAAAGGUGUUCGAGCGCAACUCGACAGAAGGCCAAAGAGAGACAGAGACCUAUCGCCACCUGAAUUCCCUCGACAAAGUAGAUCAUACCGGAGCCAAGCUUAUCCGCACAGCGUUGGACAACUUCCACAUUACCUCUCAAGAAGGCAAAUUCAGAUGUCUUACAAGGUCCUUCCCGAAAAAAAUAGUCAAGUUGACCCUGAUGCAUCUCCUUCUUGCUCUGGAUUACCUUCACACCGAGGCUGGAAUCGUCCAUACGGAUAUUCAAGAAAAGAACAUCAUGAUGGCUAUUGAAGAUACAUCCAUCUUAGCCGAUUUCGAAGAGGAAGAGAAAUCUCGUCCCAGCCCGCGGAAAAGAGUCGGCGAUCGAGUCAUCUACACUUCUCGAAAGCUCAGGAAAACUAAGCAACAUGGACGUCCUACGCUGUGUGAUUUUGGGCAGGCUCACCGUGGGACAAGUACUUACUACGGGGAUAUCCAGCCGUAUAUUUACCGGGCUCCUGAGGUGUUAUUGCGCAAGCCUUGGAAUGAGAAGGUUGAUAUCUGGAAUGUCGGAUUAUUGGUAUGUCUUAUAGUGAAUAACAUGAGAUCUCUUCCAACAAGGACAUCUGGACGUGAUUCGGAUAAGAAAAGGUCUGAUGGCCAUCGUAUCGCUGAAAUGAUUGCUGUUAUGGGGCCACCGCCGAAGGAAAUGAUACCGAAUAGUGUCUAUGCGACCGAGUUCUUGGAUGACGAAGGGAGUUGGAAGGGAGCCAUUGAAAUCCCUCUUAUGUCGUUGGAGACGCUUGAAGGAAAUCUGGAGGGUGAGCCGCGGCUGCUUUUCUUCCAAUUUCCGCGCAAGAUGCUCAAGUGGAAGGCUGAAGAUAGACUGUCGUCUAGAGAGCUAUUGGAAGAUCCUUGGUUACGGUCACCGUAA
Molecule: messenger RNA, 1110 nt
Organism: Aspergillus pseudonomiae
Lineage: Eukaryota; Fungi; Ascomycota; Eurotiomycetes; Eurotiales; Aspergillaceae
Product: kinase-like protein
Exons: 9
Coding region: 1-1110 (369 amino acids)
Biological process (GO): spliceosomal complex assembly; regulation of mRNA processing; protein phosphorylation
Molecular function (GO): ATP binding; protein kinase activity
Source: RefSeq, a predicted model, not a curated record